AUGGUCUAUCCUCAUCGACACCUUCACCUGGCCCGCAUGAAACACGUUCAUUCCCCAGGUCACCAUCCGCGAACAACCCGAGUCCAGCUCGAGCUCGACGACCUUCCCACCUAUCCUCCAAUUAGGUACUCGCUGAGCUUCCACAUGCGCGUAAAUCCCUCUCAAGGAUCCAGCUCCACUGUGCAUGUUGUCCCCGUGAUCGUGACUGAGUUUAGUGCGCCCGACACUGCGAGCAAGACGCCCGCUCGUAUCGUUUGGGCUGGUGACAGCGAUAUCAAAGGGGCUCUGGGCGUUCCGCCCUCUCUGCUGCGUGCCGAGCGUGUCCACGAGGUUGAAGAGGUGGACGAUGGAGUAACCGAGGUGCGCAAUUGGGAGGCACAGGUGGGUGUCUUAGCGUAUUUGGUGCGGUGGGUGUAUGGGAGGCGGUUGAGGAAGAGCUUUGACAUCUGGGUCCGGGAUCUGAAAGUUCAUAUCGAGAAUAGAGAGAUGGACGAUUGUUGA
Aspergillus calidoustus is the source of this 501-nucleotide messenger RNA. NCBI's taxonomy places the organism in Eukaryota, Fungi, Ascomycota, Eurotiomycetes, Eurotiales, Aspergillaceae. The record is from the annotation of a GenBank genome assembly.